AUGUUGGACUGCAGUGACUACGUUCUAGACUCAAGAAUGAACAAUCCGUCAGAAACCAGUAAACCACCAAUGGAGAGUGGGGAUGGGAACACAGGCACACAGACAAAUGGCCUGGACUUUCAGAAGCAGCCUGUGCCCGUUGGAGGGGCAAUCUCUACAGCCCAGGCUCAGGCCUUCCUUGGACACCUUCAUCAGGUCCAGCUCGCUGGAACAAGUUUACAGGCUGCUGCUCAGUCCUUAAAUGUACAGUCUAAAUCUAAUGAAGAAUCUGGGGACACCCAGCAGCCAAGCCAGCCUUCCCAGCAGCCUUCAGUGCAGGCGGCCAUACCCCAGACCCAGCUCAUGCUGGCCGGAGGACAGAUCACCGGGCUCACGUUGACGCCAGCCCAGCAGCAGUUAUUAUUACAACAGGCACAGGCACAGUUGCUGGCGGCUGCAGUGCAGCAUUCAGCCAGCCAGCAGCACAGCGCUGCAGGCGCCACCAUCUCGGCCUCCGCUGCGACGCCGAUGACGCAGAUUCCUCUUUCUCAGCCAAUACAGAUUGCACAGGAUUUGCAGCACCUGCAGCAGCUCCAACAGCAGAAUCUCAACCUGCAACAGUUUGUGUUGGUGCAUCCAACAACCAGCUUGCAGCCAGCACAGUUUAUCAUCUCACAAACGCCGCAGGGGCAGCAGGGUCUCCUGCAAGCGCAGAAUCUCUUAACGCAACUACCUCAGCAAAGCCAAGCCAACCUCCUGCAGUCUCAGCCAAGCAUCACCCUCACCUCACAGCCAGCAACCCCAACACGCACAAUAGCAGCAACCCCCAUUCAGCCACUUCCACAGAGCCAAUCAACACCAAAGCGAAUUGACACUCCCAGCUUGGAGGAGCCCAGUGACCUUGAGGAGCUUGAGCAGUUUGCCAAGACUUUCAAACAAAGACGGAUCAAACUUGGAUUCACUCAGGGUGAUGUUGGGCUCGCUAUGGGCAAACUCUAUGGAAAUGACUUCAGCCAAACUACCAUCUCUCGCUUUGAAGCCUUGAACCUCAGCUUUAAAAACAUGUGCAAGUUAAAGCCACUUCUGGAAAAGUGGCUCAAUGAUGCAGAAAAUCUCUCAUCUGAUUCAGCUCUCUCCAGCCCAAGUGCCCUGAAUUCCCCGGGGCUGGGGAUUGAGGGCUUGAACCGUAGGAGGAAGAAACGCACCAGCAUAGAGACCAACAUACGUGUGGCCUUAGAGAAGAGUUUUCUGGAGAACCAAAAGCCUACCUCGGAGGAGAUCACCCUGAUAGCUGACCAGCUGAACAUGGAGAAGGAGGUGAUCCGCGUUUGGUUCUGUAACCGGCGCCAGAAGGAGAAAAGGAUCAACCCACCCAGUAGUGGUGGAACCAGCAGCUCUCCCAUCAAAGCAAUUUUCCCUUGCCCAACCUCACUGGUGGCAACCACGCCAAGCCUUGUGACAAGCAGUGCAGCUACUACUCUGACUGUCAACCCUGUGCUCCCUCUAACUAGUGCUGCUGUCACUAGUCUGUCAGUCACAGGCACAACAGAAACCACCUCCAACAACACAGCAACCGUGAUCUCUACAGCACCUCCAGCUUCCUCAGCAGUGACUUCACCCUCUCUGAGUCCUUCCCCUUCUGCCUCAGCCUCCACUUCCGAGGCAUCCAGUGCCAGUGAGACCAGCACAACACAGACAACCUCUACUCCCUUGUCCUCCCCUCUUGGGACCAGCCAGGUGAUGGUGACGGCAUCAGGGUUGCAAACAGCGGCAGCAGCCGCACUACAAGGCGCUGCACAGUUGCCUGCAAAUGCAAGUCUCGCUGCCAUGGCUGCUGCAGCAGGACUAAACCCAGGCUUGAUGGCACCCUCACAGUUUGCAGCUGGAGGUGCCUUACUCAGUCUCAAUCCAGGGACGCUAGGCGGUGCUCUCAGCCCAGCUCUGAUGAGCAACAGUACACUGGCAACUAUUCAAGCUCUUGCAUCUGGUGGCUCUCUUCCAAUAACAUCACUGGAUGCAACUGGGAACUUGGUGUUUGCCAAUGCUGGAGGUACUCCUAACAUCGUCACUGCCCCGUUGUUCCUGAACCCUCAGAACCUUUCUCUGCUCACCAGCAACCCAGUUAGCUUGGUCUCUGCAGCUGCCGCCUCCGCAGGGGCCUCUGGACCAGUCGCCAGCCUUCAUGCCACCUCCACCUCAGCUGAGUCCAUCCAGAACUCUCUCUUCACAGUGGCCUCUGCCAGUGGGGCCACUUCCACCACCACUACUGCCUCCAAGGCACAGUGAGCCGGGCUGAGCUGUGCUACCACCAGCCUGUUUCACUCUGCAGUGGGAUUGGCUGCCAGCUGGGUUUAUAAACUGAAAAAUGUGAUCGGCUUCCUCUCGCCAUGUUGCUGGGGACAAGGGAGAGAGACGGAAAAUAUAAAAACAAAACAGGAAGGAUUUAAAGCUGGGACAGACAUUUGCCUAAUUUUAUAAUAAACACUGUCUUUUCAGGAUCGCUUCAUGGAUCGGAGAGCUUU
Molecule: messenger RNA, 2501 nt
Organism: Emys orbicularis (European pond turtle)
Lineage: Eukaryota; Metazoa; Chordata; Testudines; Emydidae
Gene: POU2F1
Product: POU class 2 homeobox 1
Exons: 16
Coding region: 1-2265 (754 amino acids)
Biological process (GO): regulation of transcription by RNA polymerase II
Cellular component (GO): nucleus
Molecular function (GO): DNA-binding transcription factor activity, RNA polymerase II-specific; RNA polymerase II cis-regulatory region sequence-specific DNA binding
Source: RefSeq, a predicted model, not a curated record